Messenger RNA from Penicillium subrubescens, 1745 nucleotides. Its product is annotated as DnaJ family domain-containing protein. NCBI's taxonomy places the organism in Eukaryota, Fungi, Ascomycota, Eurotiomycetes, Eurotiales, Aspergillaceae. The record is from RefSeq and is a predicted model, not a curated record. The transcript has 2 exons. The coding region runs from base 180 to 1745 and encodes 521 amino acids.
CAAAAUCCACUUGGAAGUUUUGGGCUCCGCGGAGGUGGAUGACAUAAGCAGCUUGGAUUCCGGGGCCGAUGGUGUGUUGAGCAGCUUGCCACUUGGGAACUUGUUUCUUAUCUACACUCAAGGCAAUCUGUUUUUCAUCGUCAAGGAGCUUACUGGGUGUUAAGUGAAAGGUUGUUGGUAUGCCAGGGCCACAGAUUUGGAGCACUCAAUCCUGUCGAGUGCUUGGACGUGCAUCGAGAGGUGCAGCUCCCGCAGCCAGGUGCUUCUCGGCGUCAUGUCAACGAAGACAACAAAAUACGGCGUCUUCCUCCGCGCAAACGGAAGAAAAGCGCAAGGAUGAGGCCGCACCAAAAGAAGAAAAGGAAGAAGGUGCCAUGGCUCGCCGCUUGUCACAGAUGACCGAGGAUGCGAUCCUGGAAGGUGGCCGAUCAGCGCUCCACAAUAUCGAGCACGCGGGAUUCUCAGAAGAUUUGAAGAGACAGCUGGAGGAACGAGUCAAGGCAGCCUCAUUCAAGAGUGAACAUGCAGCUGCACACUCGAUUCUCGAUAUGCCGUCCAGCGCGGGUCAAGGAACGCGCGAUACAGCCGCAGCUCAAGCAUGGACAGGCACAGAAACCCUCCACGACUCAGCCCUCCGCAUGCUCGACGACGCCAGCAAACCAAUCCGAACCGCAUACAAGAUCCCGCAACCCGUGAACCUCCAACCAACCGCCAAACCCAAGCAUUCCACCGGAGCCCGUCUCGCUGCCGCAAAGGAACGCACCUCUAAAUACGCACUUAGCCAAGACCCGGGUCUCUCCGAAGACCAGCGUGCGACUAUGCGACGAGAAAUGAGAGAGAAAUUGAUGCCCGGCGCACACGCCAUGCCCAUAUCUAUUCAGGGUCUGGCAUCUCUCGCCAACGAGCGGAUCGAAGAUGCCAUUGCGCGAGGCCAAUUUGAGAAAAUCAAGCGUGGGAAGGGUGUUAAUACCGAGACGGAUCAUAAUGCGAAUAGUGCUUUCAUCGAUACGACGGAGUACUUUAUGAAUAAGAUUAUCCAGAAACAGGAUAUUGUCCCGCCGUGGAUUGAAAAGCAGCAGGAACUUGCUUCGGAGUUGAAUCGGUUUCGACAGCGGAUACGUACGGAGUGGAGGAGACAUGCUGCACGGUUGAUUGCUAGCCAGGGCGGGUCUCUGGAAGUGCAGAUGCAGCGAGCUAGGGGGUAUGCGGCGGCUGAAGCACGCUUAGCUGAGAAAGCGAAAAUAGAAGCUGCACUUCGGGAUAGUAAGAGUGGAGAUACGGUUUCGGAGAUCUCUGCUGAUGGACGGAUUGUGUCGAGGUCUGCAUUACCAGAGACCCCAGUCGAACCUGUUACGGAGCAGGUGGAGGAUACACUCCAUCUUCCACCGCUGCGCGAUGAAAGUUAUAUGGCCAUUGAACGCUCAUACCAUGAGCUUGCUGUGAAGCAACUCAACACAAUUGCCCGCUCAUACAAUCUACAAGCGCCGCGCUCGGCUCAAAAGCCAUAUGUCAAUCUCGACCGCGAACUCAAGUCCUGCUUUGCUGAUGUUGCCCCACAACUCGCGGAGGAGAUACGACGACGUGCAUCGGAGCGUGCACGUCCGUCAGUAUCCGUGCCUCCGCCAAAGUCGAGCAUGCUUGGGUCACUCGGCACGGCCCAGUCGGUGCAUGUCUCCGAGGAGGAUAAAGAGAAUGGGUAUGGAAUGAAGGAGCUUUGGAGAGACUUGUUCUCUAAAAAGGGAUAA